Messenger RNA from Spodoptera exigua (beet armyworm), 3257 nucleotides. The record is from the annotation of a GenBank genome assembly. NCBI's taxonomy places the organism in Eukaryota, Metazoa, Arthropoda, Insecta, Lepidoptera, Noctuidae.
UUUUUUGGAAAAAUAUCUUAUAUUUACAGUAAAGUUUAAUAUAGUAGAAAACUUAUGAGAAGUUCAGUAAUGAUUCAAUAAGAAAUAAUCAUCACUCACUAGAAAUUUAUCACGAAGGACAUGGAAAUAGCAGGCCCUGUUCACUCUCCAUAUUCUUACAGGUAUCUUCAAUAGAAAAAUCCUUAAAAUAAAUGCCACGAAAUAAUAUAGUUGAGUGUGAACAGAGCCAUGUGAUGACAAGUAGAAUAAUAAAAGUAAAACAAUAAAAGAAACAAAAUUAUGCAACCAAAGAAAAGUGUGUGUAACCAGAAAAUAAUGUAUAAAGUCAACAAAAUAUACAGUCAGAAGUUAUCUGUAACAACAUUAAUCUAUUAUUUUGGCCAAGUUAUCCACAAAUACAGAAUCAAACAGUUUGGUUAUCAUAUUUGGCAUAAUAUUGAAACAGUAUAUUAUUGUAACAUUUAACAGAUAUAGCUUCAAACACUAUCACAUCUAUUAUUAUUAUUGCUGUUUAUUAUGAUUCCUAUUUAUUAUGAAGAUCAAGACCUCUACAAGUUCAGAGACAACUAUGAAGAUCGGAUGGCUUACAUAAUUUUACAGUCUUCAACAUAUUGCCAUAAAAAGACCAUUGUUUAAGGCAAGAUCUAUCUAGUUUUACAAUGAUAGUUACUAUUUGUAACAUUAGGCCUCAUAAAACAUAAAAAUAAAAUUAAAUAAAAACAACAAAAUGUUGCAAUGUCAACAUUAUUUGUGCAAACAAAAAAAAGGUGCAUAUAAAAACAAAUAUAUUAUUAUCAAUAAAUUAAUCUGAACAAUACCUUGUUUAAGUACUGAGACAACUGACUGCAAUCAUUGCUAGCCAGCCAGUAUAUCAAACCAACACCAUUACUUAUAAAUGUAUCUUUCAAUACACAACACACAUACAGAAAAUCUGUGAACACAUCAUAAAUUGCUAUGCGGUCACAAGCAGUCGGAGGAAAGUAUUACCAAGUCUAAAAUUCACACAUUAAUAAUUAAUUUAUGCACUGCCAACACAAUUACUCACUUCUGUCAAUUUGAGGCACUCAGCGUCACGGUUUCUGUAGUCAUAUUGUGACAGUGAGGAUACACUGUCCACAGGGCUUUCACACUGGCCAUCAGUGUGAGGCAGCCCUGUGUUUUGUGCAGAUUGGUUGUUGCUAUCCAUGGUACGCUAUAAGAUCACUACUCUGUAAACAAGGAAAGAUGACAUGUAAAAUUAUUCCAUUUAAUUAUUAUUUUACAUAAUCAGUUUAAUGGAAACACCUAUGUUGAUAACAUUAUCACAUAAUACAAGUGAUAGCAGAUUGUUACUAAUGAUAAUUACCCUUCCGAUUAACUGUGGUGAUUCUAGUUUGGAAUCCAGAUUGUAGAAGUUGCCCUGUAUCUGUCUUAUUGUGAUCCAGUGCCGACGUCUCAGUGUUUCAAAGUUUGACAGACUUUUCUAAAUAUUAAAAGUAAAGCUUUUAUUUACAAAAAUUUUAAAUAUUGUUGUUGUAUUUACCACCAAACAAAAAAUGUUUGAGACUAACGAAAUAGAGGGUUUGUUUCCUGAAGAUGAAUAUGAAAAUCAUUUGACUAUUACCAACAAGUCUGCUUUACAACAACUUCAACUCUCUUUUCCAAGUGGCUCUAAUAUGACAACAAAUGUACUGCUAAAUGAUGUUUGGCACACCAAUCAAGAGUUGAUGACUGCUGAUGCCAUCAAUCAUAUUCUUAACUCCGCCAACAAUAUUUUGCAAAAUGCUGAUACGAGUCAGAUGAAAACAUGGAGAAGUAGUUUAAGCAAUUAUGAUGUGCAGUCUCUUGUCCAACGGACAAUAGAAAAUUGCGAACAAUGCAACUCCAGCACAAAAGAAGACAUAAGCCAGUUUUUAAAAAACAAAUGUAUGUGUAACCUAGGUAUAACGGAAACAGAUAAAUCUUCAAAACAAGCACAAACCACAGAUAUGAAAAGUAAUUCUUAUUUUGUCAAGAACCUAAAUGUAGACAGUUCUAGUCAAGAGUCAAGGUCUGGAGAUGAUCAGAAACAGGUUUUCAAGCCAAGGUUUGGUAGACCAAAACCUAAUAAAGCUGUUGGACAUCCACAGCCAACAAUUUCCAGUACACCCAUAGCGGAGGAAGUGAACUUUGAAAAAGAAGAAGAAGAGAAUAAAGCACAUAAGAGUAAUGUGGCUAAGAUCAUGUUCAAGACUGCCAAAGAAACACUGUUAGCCUCAAAUCCAGCUGCCAAGAGGACACUGGGAACUUCCAGGAAAGCUCAGGCUAAGUUUGUGUCACCUAUGAUAGGAGCUCAGGAUAAGCAGGAGACUGUAGAGCCUGAGGUGACAGAUGAACGUCUCAAACACAUUGAUCCUAAAAUGAUUGAGUUAAUUGAAAGCGAAAUUAUUGAUAAAGGCACUCCAAUAGGUUGGGAUGACAUAGCUGGUUUGCACCUAGCUAAGUCAGUUAUACAAGAGGCAGUUGUGUGGCCUCUGCUCCGUCCUGACAUAUUCACUGGUUUAAGACGGCCACCUAAGGGGAUCCUCUUAUUUGGGCCACCUGGUACUGGGAAAACUUUAAUAGGUAAAUGUGUAGCUGCUCAGUGUAAUGCGACAUUCUUCAGUAUCUCGGCGUCCUCGCUCACUUCCAAGUGGAUCGGGGAUGGAGAGAAAAUGGUACGCGCGUUAUUUGCUGUCGCUAGGUGUCACCAGCCUGCUGUAAUAUUCAUAGACGAGAUCGACUCUCUUUUGACCCAGCGCAGCGAUACGGAGCAUGAAGCCACCAGGAGAAUUAAGACCGAGUUCCUAGUGCAGUUUGAUGGAGCUGCUACUGGUGAAGAAGACCGCCUAUUGAUAGUGGGCGCCACCAAUCGUCCGCAGGAGUUGGACGAGGCGGCGCGCAGGCGACUUGUGAAACGACUAUACAUACCGCUACCUGAUGCAGAUGCUCGCAAGCAGAUAAUAACGAACCUGUUAACGAACGAAACCAAUGACCUGACAGCACAGCACAUAUCGGAAAUUGCCAAUUUGACAGAGGGGUACUCCGGCGCCGAUAUGAAGUCACUUUGCUCGGAAGCCGCUAUGGGGCCCAUUCGCUCAGUACCACUGUCGCAAAUCGUCAGCAUUGAUAGAAAUAAGGUGCGACCCGUUUGUAUCCAAGACUUUAUAAAUGCUCUACAAAGAGUAAAGCCUAGCGUGUCUCAAGAUGACCUAGGACAAUAUGUUAAAUGGAAUACAACUUAUGGUCAAGGCUUUUAA